This is a messenger RNA of Limanda limanda (common dab), 2593 nucleotides long. It is a transcript of the gene setd4, whose product is annotated as SET domain containing 4. Gene Ontology annotation, molecular function: histone H3K4 methyltransferase activity; histone H3K36 methyltransferase activity; transcription coactivator activity. The transcript is spliced from 14 exons. Lineage: Eukaryota; Metazoa; Chordata; Actinopteri; Pleuronectiformes; Pleuronectidae. The record is from RefSeq and is a predicted model, not a curated record. The coding region runs from base 235 to 1596 and encodes 453 amino acids. Gene Ontology annotation, biological process: peptidyl-lysine monomethylation; peptidyl-lysine dimethylation; positive regulation of transcription by RNA polymerase II.
AGAAGGCGUCGCCGCGCGGGAUCGAUGUUUAAAAAAAAACCCGAUUUUGAUAUUUUCCAGAUACAGUUCGAGCACCAGUGAAGGUUUUAGCUGAAAGUUGGAGUUAAACUCUCCAGAAGAACCGACCGGUGUCAGGUGCCCAGUGUGUCCGGGGCUCGUUGCCUGAACUCGGCUGCAGGACCUCACCUGCCCCGCUGAUCUCCUCCAUGUAGGGUCCCAGCUUCAUGCGGGGUCAUGAGGGGUCGCAGCCAUCGAGCUGGACGAGCUGCGAGGAAGAGGAGGCAGAAAUGUGAAAGCUCCGUGCAGUCAGUCUCUCUGUGUCAUCAGCUCCAGUAUGUGAGGCUCAUGAAGUUUCUCCACCAGCGAGGAUUCACCUCAUCCCUGCUGCAGCCGGCUCUCUUCACCGACACAGGUAGAGGCUUGCAGACUCUCAAAAAUAUAAAGCCCAGCCAGCUCAUCAUUUCUCUGCCCGAGUCGUGUCUCCUCACAACCUCCACUGUCCUCAUCAGCGACCUGGGGCCUUUCAUCAAGAGCUGGAAGCAGCGUGUCUCUCCCCUGGUGGCUCUCUGUGCGUUCCUCGUGUGUGAGCGGCUCAGAGGAGAAGCGUCUCACUGGUUCCCAUACAUCUCUGUGCUGCCUUCCUCUUACACCUGCCCCGUGUACUUCACCGACGACAUCAUGAGGCUUCUGCCUGCCUGUGUGCGGAGCAGGGCCUUCGAGCAGAGGGAGGCUGUGCGAGAGCUCCACUCCUCCAGUCGGGACUUCUUCAGAUCCCUGCAGCCAAUCCUGAGUCUGCCUGUGGAGGAGGUGUUCACAUAUGAAGCACUGAGGUGGGCGUGGUGCAGUGUCAACACACGUUCCGUCUUCAUGUCCCACCCGUCCAACGACUUCCUGUCCGGACAGGAUGUUUACGCUUUAGCUCCCUUCCUGGACCUGCUCAACCAUCAGCCUGACGUGCAGGUACAAGCGAGUUUCAAUAAUGUAACCAGAUGUUAUGACAUCAGCAGCGUCUCCGGAACGCCGCGCUACCAGCAGGCCUUCAUAAACUACGGUUCCCAUGACAACCAGCGCCUGUUGUUAGAGUAUGGCUUUGUCGCCCCCAACAACCCUCACAGUGUUGUGUAUGUAGACAAAGAUCUUCUCUGUGACGUUUUAAAAGGCGACAGGAGUUUGAUCCAGAAGAUGAAGUUUCUUCAAGAGAACAAACUGGUUCAGAACCUGACUGUGUCCAGUGACGGCCUCGGUUGGAGGCUGAUGACAGCUCUCAGACUGUUGUCCAUGCCACAAACACUGUAUCACCAGUGGAAGGCAGUGUUGCUCGGCCAGGCGGUGGGUGAAGAGAGGGAGGAGUGGAGUGUCCGCACGGCCGAGACGCUCUGUCAGCUACUUCUACAGGAUACACACACCGCUCUGGAUAAGAUCUCCGUCCUGCUGCAGCAGUGUGACCAGUCCGUCAGGGAGCAGCUUGACGUUGUCCAGUCACUGCGACAGGAGGAGAGGUGCAUCCUGGGACGCUGUCUUGAGGCACUGCGAGGCAUGAUGACACAACCGGAUGAACCGUUGCCAUGCCAACCUGAUGUUGACACUGGGAGCUGACAUCUGAUUGGUGCGCUUGUCCGCUCGCUGCAAGUUUUUGUUAAUAUCACUGGAGUAACUGGAGACGCUGGCCAGUCCCCAUGUUCCUGACAGAGGCUGCAGGACGUCCUGUGAUCAGGUUUGAUUCCUGCGACACUGUGAUACAGUGAGACGCUCACCACGACCAUCACAAGAGUCAAAGGUCUCAGACACAGUUCUCUAGAAUGACUCCUGUGUCCCUCUGGACUCAUGUAAAACUGAAUCAUGAGCAAACAGAGUUAAGAGGAAAACAACACUGAGGCUGAUUCGUCAACAAGAACUGGAAAUGUUUAUCAUGUUUUAAUUGUUUUAAUUUAUUAAUGAAAUGGCACAGUACAGUAAUAAUACAAAAGAUUCUCUUAUUUCCAAGAGUUGAAUUGGAUCGUUCAAGUAAAGUUCUUUUUAUGAUGGCAACAUAAAUUGCGAUAAAAAUUGAGAAGCUAUCUGCUCUCUGAGCGUCCAUCUAGUGUAAAGUUUGUGUUUAUUGACUUAAAUAUAGGUUUGUGGAUUCUCAGAGAAAUAUAAUGUGACAAACAGUGAUCACAGAGGCCUUGAUAUGAGUCACUGUCCCAUGGAAUCACACAUUCACAGGCUGGAUGUGAGAAUUAGAGCGUGAAUGUGUAUUUGAAGGAAAACCCCAUCAUAUGAGUUUCUGUUUCUCAGUGUUGAAAAGACGACGUAAGCUUUAUCUCCUUUAUCUUCCACACGAUGUUCGUUCUGACUUGUUUCAGACCCGAAAAACAAUCGUGUUUGAAUCAGUUCAUUCAUUAUGUUCAUUGAACUAAACGUUGCCUCAGAUCUCAGCAGAAUUACUCAGAGUUGAACAACUGCUUUUUUCUUCUGCCGACGCUGGACGGUCUCCAUGGCGACUGUGGCUUCGUAGAUAGAAACCGCCUCCUCCGGCUGAGGUCUGCAGACACAGAGAGGAACCCACAGAUUGGAUUUGAUUGGGUUAGAUUAUAGUGUGUGGAUCUGUGUG